Ipomoea triloba (trilobed morning glory) is the source of this 531-nucleotide messenger RNA. RefSeq names its product ethylene-responsive transcription factor ERF020-like. Gene Ontology annotation, biological process: regulation of DNA-templated transcription. Bases 49 to 417 code for a protein of 122 amino acids. The transcript has a single exon. Lineage: Eukaryota; Viridiplantae; Streptophyta; Magnoliopsida; Solanales; Convolvulaceae. Gene Ontology annotation, molecular function: DNA-binding transcription factor activity; DNA binding. The record is from RefSeq and is a predicted model, not a curated record.
UGAGGAAAAAGAAAAAAAAAAGUUUGUGAAAUUGAAUAAUCCAAUGAUAUGAUGAAGUCGAAAGAGGUGAUGAAGAGGAAGUACUUAGGAGUCCGGCGUCGGAAGUGGGGGAAGUGGGUGUCGGAGAUUCGGAUUCCGGCCACCGCGGAGCGUCUUUGGCUAGGCACCUACGCCACCGCGGAGGCGGCCGCCGUCGCCCACGACGUUGCUUAUAUUUGCCUCAGACAACCCACGACGUUAGAUAAGUUGAACUUCCCCGCCGCUACGUUGACGGCGACGGCCGGCGUUCCACGAGGGAUGUCUCCGGUGGCCGUUCAGAAGGCCGCCUCCGAUGCCGGCAUGGCCGUCGACGCCACCACCAAAUUUAAGGAGAUCAGUGUUGGUGAAAACCCAAAUUUCUUCAUGCAUGGGAAUUGAAUGAAUGAAUUUUAAUUUAGAAUUAUUGUUAUAUAGUGAUGAAAUUGUAUUUUGUUUCUUAGUAUCUUUAUCAAAGUAUAUUAAGAAUGAUAAGGCGGCUCGAUUUAUCCGGUA